Messenger RNA from Equus quagga, 4405 nucleotides. RefSeq names its product PABIR family member 2 (gene PABIR2). Gene Ontology annotation, molecular function: protein serine/threonine phosphatase inhibitor activity. The coding region runs from base 985 to 1824 and encodes 279 amino acids. The transcript is spliced from 10 exons. The record is from RefSeq and is a predicted model, not a curated record. Lineage: Eukaryota; Metazoa; Chordata; Mammalia; Perissodactyla; Equidae.
GCGGAAGACCCGGCCCGGCGGAGGUUCCCGCUUUGGAGCGUGGGAGGCGGAAGAGGCGGCAGGUUGUAGAUUUCGGUCUUGGCCCCAAGGGGUUUCCCCGGGCCAUUAGACCCCAAGAGAGGAAGAGGAGGCACUGCAGCGGCAGCUGACGGGCUGGACCCCCCACCUGUCCUCCAGGCGGGGAGGGGGGCAGGGAGGGAACCACUGAUCGCAGGGCUGAGGAGCCUCCGGGACCGGGUCCCGGAGCAUGGGGGCUGGACCAGGGCCCCAAGCAUGGAGAGCUGGAGCCGCCGAGGCCGUCUGGCCGGGCCCUUCCGGAUUGUCAGCUCCUCCGUGCUAGCGCUGCCCGGGCAGCCGCGGCGUCUGUAGCCCGGCCCCGCUUAAGGUCGUUGGCCGAAAGAUAGCAGCAUGAGUUCCGCCGCUGCCUAGUUUCCUUCCCCUCCUUCUCUUCUCCCUCUGUCCUCCUUCUCCUUCCUCUCUCCUCUUCCCCAUACCUCGUCCUUCUUUCCCUCCCCCGUGCUCCUCUUUUCCCUCCACCUUGCCCUCUUCCUUCCCCUCUGUCCUCCUUUCCCCCGUCUUUCUCUUUCUUGCCCCCUUCUGCCCUCCUCCUUUGACCCUCUCUGUACUCUUGCUUUUCCAUCUAUCCUUUUUCCCUCCCUCUUGCUUUUUUCCCUCCUCCCUUCAUCCCUGUCUUUCCUUCACCCUCUUCUUUUAUUCUGUCACCCUCCACCACAAGCUCUCGCUCCUCCUCCCCUUUCUCACUGUCAUCCUCUCUUCCUCAUCCUCAUCCUCCUUCCCUCCUCCUCUUCUUCCUCCUCUCCUGCUUUUCUCCGCCCCAGCCCCCGCCCCUAAGCCUCCGCCCCUUAGCCCCCGCCCCCAGCUGCCAGUCCCCAGCAGCCCAGUCCUGCAGUGAGAGUCUUGGGAGUCCAUAGCUAAGCACCAGGAGCCGAGCACUGUCCGCUGUGCCUGGCUGCAAGUUUCGACAUGGCUCAGGAGAAAAUGGAGCUGGACUUUGAGCCUGACACAUCUGAUGGGGCCACCCUGAGGAGAUCCAACAGCGCUCCCCUGAUCCAUGGGCUCAGUGACCUUUCACAGGUUUUUCAACCUUAUACGUUUAGAACUCGGAGGAAUAGUACAACGAUCAUGAGCCGUCACAACUUGGUAAGUAUAGAACUGCUGUCAUCCUCACCUAAUCGCGUUCCUAGCAGCAGACUACAUCAGAUCAAAAGGGAGGAAGGCAUGGAUAUGAUGAACAGAGAAACUGCACACGAAAGGGAAGUGCAAACAGCAAUGCAGAUAAGCCAGUCAUGGGAUGAGAGCUUGAGCCUGAGUGAUAGUGAUUUUGACAAGCCAGAGAAAUUGUAUUCUCCUAAAAGGAUUGACUUCACUCCAGUGUCUCCGGCGCCAUCACCCACCAGAGGAUUUGGAAAGCAAUGUUUUUCACCAUCCUUGCAAAUGUUCGUGAGCAGCAGUGGGCUGCCACCAAGUCCCGUUCCUAGUCCGAGACGCUUUUCCAGCAGGAGGAGUCAGAGUCCAGUCAAGUGCAUUAGGCCCAGUGUUCUUGGUCCUCUUAAAAGAAAAGGUGAAAUGGAGACCGAAAGCCAGCCUAAGAGGCUCUUCCAAGGCACUACCAAUAUGCUGUCUCCGGAGGCUGCGCAGUUGUCUGAUCUCAGUUCAUGUUCAGAUAUUUUGGAUGGCAGUAGUAGCAGCAGUGGCUUAUCCUCAGACUCACUGGCUAAAGGCAGCACAACCGCAGAGUCUCCAGUAGCAUGCUCCAAUUCAUGCUCUCCGUUCAUCUUGAUGGAUGAUCUCUCACCCAAGUGACUUACCUAUUUCUGAUUCAGUGUUUUAACUGCUGUUUCCUACAUAAAAUAUUCAGUGAGGAACGCAGAGAACUUUGAUCCAUAAUGAGGAUUAAAGUGUUACAGAUUGAAACCUCUUUGAUGCCGUUCUUUUUUGGCAUCUCUCUUCUCUAAAGUUCAAUUUUACGAGUGUAGUGACCUUACUUAUGUCUCUUUGCUGAUCUCAUUUUAGAUCUAGUGACUAAAUCUCAAAUACUCACUUUUGAUUGCUUAGAGAAUAUAUAUUUUUUUCUCAGUGCCUCAAAGAGCACCUAUUUUAGAGUCUAUAUGUUUAAGGAAAGCACUGAUAAUGUAUUUUCAAUAAUGGUUCUUUUUUCCAACAGUUGAUAUGACAGCUAGAGUUGAUCAGAAGUUCUCUUGCUUGAGAGAUUUUGUUUUUGCUCUCUGUUGACUACGUAGUUUCAAACCUCUUUAUUUCACAGUAAUAGAUGAAUUGCUUUCGAUUAUAUCAAAUUUUUAUUUUUCUGCAUCAGCUUAAAGUACAUUAUUUUGUUUCCCUUUCCUGUUUGAGCUGCUUACUUGCCAUUUCUCACAGAGGGGAAGAAAUAGUUGCUUUCAUUACUAUCCAUAUCGCUUCUUUGCUGUUGGAGUGUCUGACAUGAGGAUUGAUUUUAGUGCCGAGAAUGGAAAUGGACUUACAGGAUGCCUGGAUUAGUCACCACAGAUUCUUAUGACUCAGCUACCACAGUUGACAUUUUUCUCCCCAGACCUGUUGCCCUAAGGAAUAUAUAAAAUAUUGUUAAUGUUUCUAGGUGGUGUUAUCAAGGAGAAGAAAUUCCUGCCUUGACCAGAUGUGUGGAGCAUCUACAAAUGAAUGAAUAAUGUUAUUUACACACAAACCACUGUGUAGGAAAGCAUACAUGGAGCUUGACAGCUUGUCUUGGGUGGUACUGUGGGGCCUGAGGCGCCUUGGGGUAUAGUCAUAAAGAUCUGUACCAUGAUGUAGGAUAGACAAGGGGGCUCUAUGUGUGUGAUUGCCACAUACUGUUUCAAUUGCUGCUUUUUGCCAAUUACUUUUUGUCAUUGGAUGCGUUCGUUUUGUCAUGUGGUGAGUGGUGCCGCCGACUGUGUUUUGGUUACGUGUUGCCACCAGAAUCAGAAUCCAGUUCCUGUUCACGCUGCCUUAUAGUAAGGGCAGUUGAAUAUUUACGAGGAAGCUUUUAGGAGCUGAAAAAGUCAAUGUUAUUGUGCAUCCUGCUUUUUAAGAAGCUGUUUGAGCUGUGAACAGUGUACAUGAUAGUAAGUCUGAGGUACCAUAAGUUAUUUAACUUUUAAAAGAGGAAAAUCCUGACAGAGCUAUUUAAAAAACCUGAGUGUAAUCUAUUGUUGUGUUAUUUAUUAUUUAAAAGUGUGUAGAAAUGUCUGUUGUGAUAGAUUUUUUUAGUGUUCAGGCAUCAUGGUUGGCUUGUCUGUAUUUAAUAUAUGAAAUUUGCCUACUAGGAUCAUACUAUUCCAUUUUUAAAUGAAUGUAAGAAAAGAAAACUACUGCAUUUGUGUCUUUUGAAGGCAAAGAUCCUUGAAUGUUACAGGAAUAUGAUGUGCUGCGGGUACUCACAGGCUAGUAAUGCUGUGUGGCUUGAAGGGAAACCUAUUCUCUUUGAGUCAUGAGAGCGCUUUCCUUAGCUUGUUGUAAGUGGUUCUGUUACAGCAUCAGAUGUGUUGUUGGUUUUAAAUCGUCAUAACCGCCAUAAUGGCCAUUAAUGGCUUUAUUUCUUGUAUUGCUUUCACCUAUGCAAAGUCCAUAAUCUUUCAAACCUAACAGAAAUGUAUAUAUUAUGAAGAUCGUUCCCUAGUAUGCCACCGUAAAGAAAAAUUAUUUCGAUGGUAUUCAGUGUAUUUAUUCUGUUUGUGAAAGAACCAUGUUAAGAUGUUGCUGCCUAUGUCAUACUGAGAGAUGGUUUUAUCUUACAGGAUAUUUAUCCACCUUUGCUCUACUGUCUUCUUUGCCUUAAAGGGACACUUUUGGCCAUCCUUUUUUGGCUCUAAUUUAGGACUCUUUAAGAAAUAACCUUUGGAAUGUGAUGAUAUUUAAAUUUAUUUUUGAAAUUCAGUGGUGGGGUAGAAUUGGGACAGGAAAAUGAAAUUGUUCCAGUAGUAUGAGAACUAGGAGGCAAGAUGAUUCGCUUUAUUGUUUAAACCAAGGUUCAUUUUUGUUGUUUAAAUUGACUAGAAAGUUAAGUUUGUGCAGGAAUUGUUUUGAAAUAAAUAAAAGAUAGAGAUGCUAAUGUUCAGAUGAGCUUUGUUGACAGUACCACUUUAUUUUUAUAUAAAGUCUAAUAUUUGAAAAGUGAUCAUUGUUAUAAAUUAAAAUUCUCUCUUCCUAUUCUAAUAUUAUAUGAUAUGUCAGGCUUCUAUUUGGAAACAAGUACAAGAGACGAUAUGAUAAGAAAAUCCUAUAGAUGCUUUUUUUGCUUGACUGACUUAUAUAAUCACUGUGUUUCACGAUAAUUGCUUUUGGAAUAAUAGGAAGUUUUGUGAAAUGCUGACUUUGUGUAUAUCUUAGAAUGCAAAUUUAAUAAAGUGUGUACACAUGCAUAAAAUUC